CUGUGUUGUGACGUCUCGGCGUCAUACGCCCCGACGUCGACAGUGCCGUUUUCAUUUUCAGCACGGUUCUAUGUAAUCUGUGAGAUUGUGUGCUUUUCGUUCGGUUUAUACGGGCUUCGUUUCGUUUUUUUAAAACAGGACUGAACAGUUGCCUUAAAGGCAAAGUGUGAGCACUUUGUGAUCCUUUCUCCAACGCCUUAAGUCCGGAUGCGGUGAUAAGAGCUGCCUGCGGCCUGUCAGAGCGGAGUUGAGCCGCGGCCUUGAGUUAUGUCCAGUGGUCGGCAGCAGCAGCUCGGCCCGGCAGCGGGCUCUGGGCCCGGGACUAGCAGCGGCAGCAUUGUUAACAUCAACAGUGGUAGCGGUGCUGGCGCAAGUAAUGGGAGCAGUUCAGCCGCUGGGGGGUCCUCACGAGGGGACGGCUUGCAGGCUGCUUCUCUGGUGGUUCCUUCCAGAAGCGCAGCGGCAUCCUUGGGCAGAGCCGGUUCCUCUUCGGGAAACAGCGGUCGAAAGCGGCCUCUCCAGACACCGCUGUGCAACGGCCUGAUCAACUCCUACGAGGAUAAAAGCAACGACUUCGUGUGCCCCAUCUGUUUUGAAAUGAUUGAAGAGGCUCAUAUGACAAAAUGCGGACACAGUUUCUGUAACAAGUGCAUUCGACAGAGUCUUGAAGAUAGCAACAGAUGUCCGAAGUGUAACUACAUCAUUGACAAUGUGGAUCAGUUAUAUCCAAACUUUUUGGUGAAUGAACUUAUUCUCAAACAGAAGCAGAGGUCUGAAGAAAAACGUCUUAAACUGGAUCAUCCAAAUGGCCACAGGUGGCAGGUUUUCCAGGAUGUUUUGGGCACAGACCAGGAGAAUUUAGAUCUUGCAAAUGUCAACUUUAUGUUGGAGCUUCUUAUUCAGAAAAAGAAACAGCUUGAAGCGGAAUCACAAGCAGCUCAGCUCCAAAUCUUAUUGGAGUUUCUUAAAGAAGCAAGACGGAAUAAAAGAGAGCAACUGGAGCAGUUGCAGAAAGAGCUGAACUUUUUGGAGGAAGACAUCAAAAGGGUAGAGGAAAUGAGUGGCUUGUACUCCCCAGUGGGUGAUGCUGAGCCGAACUUGGACAGCACUGUUCCUCAGUGUGAAGUUCAUUCCCCUGCAAACGGCAGUUUUAUGGAUUCAACAGAAUACAACCAACCUCCAGGCUUUGGUGGCAGCUGCCAGGGGACGAGACAGACGUGGUACAAUAGCACACUGGCCUCACGGAGAAAAAGGCUGACCGCUCACUUUGAUGACCUGGAGCACUGUUACUUCUCCAACAGAAUGUCUCGGCUUACAGAGGAUAACAGGGCUGUAAACCAGCUGGAUGAUUUCAUGGAAUGUCUUUCCAAAUUCACACGCUACAACUCUGUACGGCCACUGGCUACACUCUCCUAUGCGAGUGAUCUCUACAAUGGCUCCAGUAUUGUGUCCAGUAUUGAGUUUGACCGUGACUGUGAUUACUUUGCUAUUGCGGGCGUUACCAAGAAAAUUAAAGUUUUUGAGUAUGGGACUGUGAUCCAGGAUGCAGUGGACAUUCAUUACCCUGUCAAUGAGAUGACUUGCAACUCAAAAAUAAGCUGUAUCAGCUGGAGUAGCUAUCAUAAGAAUUUGCUGGCCAGCAGUGACUAUGAGGGGACUGUUAUUCUCUGGGAUGGUUUCACAGGACAGCGGUCAAAGGUCUAUCAGGAGCAUGAGAAACGGUGUUGGAGUGUGGAUUUCAACCUCAUGGAUCCUAAGCUCUUGGCAUCUGGCUCUGAUGAUGCAAAAGUGAAGCUGUGGUCUACCAACCUGGACAACUCGGUUGCCAGCAUUGAGGCCAAAGCAAAUGUGUGCUGUGUUAAGUUCAGCCCAUCGUCAAGGUAUCAUCUCGCCUUUGGAUGUGCAGAUCACUGUGUCCACUAUUAUGAUCUUCGCAAUACUAAACAGCCCAUCAUGGUGUUCAAGGGCCACAGAAAAGCUGUCUCCUAUGCCAAAUUCGUUAAUGGCGAGGAGAUAGUAUCAGCCUCGACUGACAGCCAGCUCAAGCUAUGGAAUGUAAACAAGCCUCACUGUUUACGCUCCUUCAAAGGUCACAUCAAUGAGAAGAACUUUGUUGGCCUGGCCUCUAAUGGAGACUACGUGGCAUGUGGAAGUGAAAACAACUCCCUGUAUCUUUAUUACAAGGGGCUCUCCAAGACAUUGCUAACAUUCAAGUUUGAUACUGUAAAGAGUGUGUUAGAUAAAGACAAGAAAGAAGAUGACACCAAUGAGUUUGUCAGUGCAGUGUGCUGGAGAGCACUGCCUGAUGGGGAGUCCAAUGUUCUGAUUGCAGCAAACAGUCAAGGAACCAUAAAGGUACUCGAACUUGUAUGAGGAUUCACUAGAAUUCAAGGCCUUUCACAACCGCAUUCCGUUCCUUGAACCUUUUUGGUUUGGAUUUUGUGGGAGAAAAUAUUCAACUGUAUGAGCAGCAUAUAACUUGCGUCCUGUGUAAAGGCUCCUUAAGAGGAUUCCUUUGGAAUUUUAUGAACGUGUAAUGGAAAACCAUAUAUUAUUUAUGUGGGGGAAACUCAACUUCCUGCUUUUGAAAUCCUCAUUUUGAAUCAUAUUUGCAGUUUACUCUUGAAUACCAUUGUUUUGAGGAACUGAGGAUGUUUACUCUUCCUUAGAAAAAUCAAGGGAGUUUUUAAAAUGUUCAUACUUUCUCUUGUUCUUCAAUAAAGAAGUUGGUAGGAACAGUUCAAUAUUCAUGUGCAUUUUCGAACAAGGCCAAAGCACAACACUAAAGAAAAUCGCAUUAUAGAUAUCACCAAAUCCUAAGAUGCUUUUUGAGCCAAUUCUGUCUUAAAGGUUUGUUGUUUGACCCCAGGUAAAGUGCUGUCAGGAUACAUUAUCAAAAGCAAACUUUAUUUUUGCAAAUGGAAUUACUGGAAAUGUUUGGACAUAUUGUAAUUAAGCUUUUUCUACAGCUAUCACACUUUUAAAACAUGGCUGCUUUUUGUUUGUGAUGUUCCUGCUUAGGUUUAUUUAUUUUGGUAAUUUAUAUCAGACUUGACUGUUCAUGAUCUGUCUCUUGCUUUUCAGAUUGCCAUACAAUUGCUGCUCUUUAUAGGACAGAACAUUUUAUGUUUAGCCUGUAUUUCUUUGAAAGUCCGUUUUUCAGUAAAUGCGAUCAUUAUCAUUUUUAGCCUCCAGUUGCUGCAGUAUGUUUUGAAUACAUAUUCAGAUGUUUGUAGUAUGAAUUAUUUGUGUUUAUUUGCGUUCAUAAACGUUAACACUGCUUCUUAAAUAAAUGAACAUCUUUCCAUCA
Molecule: messenger RNA, 3310 nt
Organism: Brienomyrus brachyistius
Lineage: Eukaryota; Metazoa; Chordata; Actinopteri; Osteoglossiformes; Mormyridae
Gene: cop1
Product: COP1 E3 ubiquitin ligase
Exons: 20
Coding region: 268-2373 (701 amino acids)
Biological process (GO): proteasome-mediated ubiquitin-dependent protein catabolic process
Molecular function (GO): protein binding; ubiquitin protein ligase activity
Source: RefSeq, a predicted model, not a curated record